GUUCAGUUGAGACAGGAGGACGGGCGGUAACAACUCAACCAUGAAUGGAUUUAAUUUAGUUCAGCACAUCCAGCUCAAGCACGGAUUCCCUUGGACGUGAGGCAAGGUGGCACAAGCCUAAUUUUCAUUCCUGGAAUUUGUAUGAAUAAGAGCACUUUAAAUUUACAUGACAAAAGUGGGCCCAUAUCAUAGUUUAGUCAGCUUGCAGGGAGGGUUUACAUUCUAUGAAGGAAGGCAUUGCCAACAUAUCUCUAAGAGUUAGUACCAGAAUGUACAACCUGCUCCCUGAAUAUUCAACGAAAGCCAUUUUUCUGACAUAUUCUCUAUUUUUCCACUAGAAGACUACCUUGCGAAUGUAUAGAGCACUUUACUGAGAGCGUUUCUACCUCGGACCUUAUAUCAAUCUCAAGUACAAUUUCAUUUUGGAACAGGGUAAAAUUCCUCUUGAUCUGUCUCAUACUUCAGUCUAAGCUACAACACUUAAUCGCCAGCGAUUUCAUACCUCUUUAGAAACUUGGUAACCUAUAAGCCAAAUUCUCAGCUGUUUUAUAAGUAUUUCGACCCAUAAGCUAUAUCACGUCAAGGCUGUAGGAUCCAUCCAUCCGUAAGAAAACAGGCGAGCAUAUCUAAAAACCUCUCUCACUCACUUUCGAUGGAGACGUGCCGGCCCGGACCCGUUCCUGCCCACACAGUUAGCUGAGAGUGGACGGGUCGUCCCAGUGGUCACCCUGGCGGAACCCCAGCAGCCCCGGGAAGCCAUGGCAUCCUCAGUGCGCUUCACGGUCACUCCAACCAAAGCCGAGGAUGUCCCAGGCCUCUCCGACACAUCGCCCGACCUCAGUUCGCGCUCCAGUGGCCGGGUGCGCUUCGGCUCCCGGGAGAGUGUCAACCGCAGUGAGCCGCCCAGCGAAGUGUCCGGUGCGCUGACCACCACUGCUGGAGUGGACACCCCAGACCGCAGCCACAUGGAACACGGUGAUGGCAAUGCCAAGAUCUCCAGUGUGUAUAUCAAUAACAGUCAUGCUGUUGAUGAUGAUGAUUUCUAUGAUAGAAACCUGGCUCUGUUUGAGGAAGAGAUGGACACUCGUCCGAAGGUUUCCUCUCUUCUAUCCCGUCUGGCCAACUACACCAACCUCACACAGGGGGCCCGAGAACAUGAGGAGGCAGAGAGCAUCGGAGAGAAACGCAAGCCCAGCAAGACCCCUCAGAUGGGCACCUUCAUGGGUGUGUAUCUACCAUGUCUGCAGAACAUCUUUGGCGUCAUCCUCUUCCUCAGGCUCACUUGGGUCGUCGGCACAGCUGGAAUUUUACAGGCACUGUGUAUCGUCUUUAUCUGCUGCUGCUGUACCAUGUUGACUGCUAUCUCGAUGAGUGCUAUUGCCACUAAUGGAGUGGUACCAGCCGGGGGCUCGUAUUUUAUGAUCUCGCGCUCGUUGGGCCCAGAGUUUGGGGGUGCUGUGGGAUUAUGUUUUUAUCUGGGCACCACCUUCGCUGGGUCCAUGUACAUCCUCGGGGCCAUCGAGAUCCUGCUGAUGUACAUGGCUCCAGGAGCCGCAAUCUUUGUUUCAAAACAGCCCGAAGGCGAGGCGGCAGCCAUGUUGAACAACAUGCGCAUCUAUGGCUCCAUUUUCUUGCUGCUCAUGUCUCUUCUGGUCUUUGUGGGGGUCAAAUAUGUGAACAAGUUGGCGUCCAUGUUUCUGGCUUGCGUCAUCGUCUCCAUCCUCUCCAUUUACACCGGCGCUCUGGUGUCUGCCUUCAAACCACCUACUUUCCCGGUGUGUAUGCUGGGGAACCGAAUUCUUUCUCGCCAUGAACUCGGCGGGGACAAUCAAUGUUACAAGACGAUUCCAGUGCCCCACGAUCCACCGGUGCCUGAAGAAGUGAGCAUUAACGUUACCUCAGGCUUAAAUGGCACGGACACCUUUCCUGCUUCGCCAGUAACAGUUGAGAAGACAACAGUAUUAUGGAUGCGUUUCUGUAAUUCUUCAGAACUGAAUGCAGUGUGUGAUGAUUAUUUUGCUCACAACAACGUCACAGAGAUCAAAGGGAUACCGGGACUUGCAAGUGGAGUCAUUACAGAAAACUUAUGGAGUUCAUACCUCAGUAAAGGGGAUCUCCUGGAGCGACAUUCUCAACCCACUGCCAGCCCCAUCCACGUAAACCACAACUAUCCAUAUGUCUUCGCUGACAUCACCACCUCUUUCACACUGCUGGUGGGAAUUUUCUUCCCUUCUGUCACAGGUAUUAUGGCAGGCUCUAACCGGUCAGGGGAUCUGAAGGAUGCUCAGCGCUCUAUUCCUAUUGGGACUAUUCUAGCCAUCCUUACCACGUCCCUAGUCUAUCUGAGCAGUGUGGUGCUGUUUGGAGCCUGUGUGGAGGGAGUGGUACUCCGAGACAAGUUUGGAGACUCAGUGAAUGGGAACUUAGUUGUAGGCACACUUUCUUGGCCAUCUCCCUGGGUCAUUGUGAUUGGCUCUUUCUUCUCGACUUGUGGCGCUGGCCUCCAAUCACUGACUGGUGCCCCACGACUUCUGCAAGCCAUCGCUAAAGACAACAUCAUUCCCUUCUUGAGAGUCUUUGGUCAUGGUAAGGCCAAUGGAGAACCUACAUGGGCUCUGCUGCUGACCGCCUUCAUCGCUGAGCUUGGCAUUCUCAUUGCCUCACUGGACCUGGUUGCACCUAUUCUCUCCAUGUUUUUUCUGAUGUGUUAUCUCUUUGUGAACCUGGCCUGUGCCCUUCAGACACUGCUGAGAACCCCCAACUGGAGACCUCGUUUCUCCUAUUAUCACUGGACUCUGUCGUUUUUGGGGAUGAUUAUUUGCCUGGCCUUGAUGUUCAUUUCAUCGUGGUACUACGCAAUCGUCGCCAUGGCGAUCGCCGGCAUGAUUUAUAAGUAUAUAGAGUAUCACGGAGCAGAGAAAGAGUGGGGAGAUGGCAUCAGAGGGCUCUCUCUCAGUGCAGCUCGUUAUGCCUUGCUCAGACUGGAGGAGGGCCCACCACACACAAAGAACUGGAGGCCUCAGCUGCUUGUCUUGUUGAAGCUGGACGAGGACGCUCACGUCAAAUCUCCACGUCUGCUGACGUUUGCCUCUCAGCUGAAGGCAGGGAAAGGGUUAACAAUUGUGGGCACGGUCAUCUCUGGGAACUUUCUCCACAGCUAUGGAGAGUCUCUCGCUGCUGAGCAGACACUGAAGCACCUGAUGGAGAAGGAGCGUGUAAAAGGCUUUGUGCAGUGUAUCGUGGCCCAAAAGCCACGUGACGGCAUCAGUCACAUGAUCCAGUCGAGUGGCCUGGGCGGCAUGCGGCCCAACACGGUUGUGAUGGGCUGGCCACAUGCCUGGAGACAGAGCGAAGACCCACAGAGCUGGAAGACCUUCAUCAACACGGUGCGUGUGACCACCGCGGCUCACCUUGCUCUGCUGGUGCCCAAGAAUAUCUCCCUGUUCCCCACGAACAGCGAGCCCUGCACGGAGGGCUACAUCGACGUGUGGUGGAUUGUACACGACGGAGGCAUGCUAAUGCUCCUGCCUUUUCUCCUGCGCCAACACAAAGUUUGGCGGAAGUGCGGGAUGCGUAUCUUCACAGUGGCUCAGAUGGAGGAUAACUCAAUUCAGAUGAAGAAAGAUCUGACCACCUUCCUCUACCACCUGCGCAUAGAAGCUGAAGUGGAAGUCGUGGAGAUGCAUGACAGUGAUAUCAGUGCAUAUACAUAUGAAAGAACCCUGAUGAUGGAACAGCGGUCACAGAUGCUCCGGCAGAUGCGUCUCUCCAAAUCUGACCGGGAGAAAGAGGCUCAACUGGUGAAGGACAGGAACUCCAUGCUGCGCUUGACCAGCAUUGGCUCCGAUGAUGAUGAUGACACGGACGGGAUGGGUGGGGGUGAUAAAGUGGGUGGUGCUGCAGAACACCGGCGUGUCCAUAUGACCUGGACUAAGGACAAGGCCCUUGAGCUUCGUGCACAAGCACACAUACCGUCUGGCUGCAGCACCCCUGAGGGCUUCAGAGACAUGCUCAGCAUGCGGCCGGACCAUUCCAAUGUGCGGCGCAUGCACACAGCGGUCAAACUCAAUGAGGUCAUCGUAAACAAGUCCCAUGACGCUCGGCUGGUCCUGCUCAACAUGCCGGGGCCGCCCAGGAACUCUGAAGGAGAUGAAAACUAUAUGGAAUUUUUGGAGGUCCUAACGGAGGGCCUGGAGCGUGUCCUGUUGGUCAGAGGCGGAGGAAGUGAGGUCAUCACCAUCUAUUCUUGAAGGCCAGUGCAAAUUUACCGGCUGCACAGCGACAGCCAGCGGCACAAAAGAGGAUACAAAGAGAAGCGUGACUAAGUGGGGGGUUUGGGGGUUUGUCACAUAGAACUGGAUGAUUCGCCAUUGGCUGUAUCUGAAAAAGUGCUCUGUCCAUUGUCAGCUCAUUUUACAUCAGCCUGUGUUCACCAACACCACCCAAGAUUUUUCAAUAAGUGGUCACGAUCAGUGUUUUUGAACGGCAAGACUGGACGAUCAGUUUGUGUGUGUAUUCAUGUGUGUGUGCUGGACUGUGUGGUUGGAGAUAAUGUAAGAAAGCUCUGGGAACAAGGAGCGCCAUGACGGACCAAUCGGUGAGGGACCAUACACACAAGCGUGCGCACAUAUGUGUAUCACACAGCAAGACAGUGAGCGUGUUCCAUGGACUGACUGACUCAGGGUUUGCUCUGGUUGAUGCUGGACCUUGAAUGCGUGCAUAUAUGUACAUGUGUUAUUGUUAGGGCUAGCCAUUUAUGAAUGAAGGUUUGAAUGAUGAAUGAAAGGAUCACAGUUAGUUGAAAUUCAGCUAACGUCCAUAUCACCUGUUUUGUAUUUGUGUGUCACGGAAGAUUUCAGAUUGCGGUUCUGUGGAAUAAAGGUUCGUAGCAAUAUGAAGCAGGCACUGUUGCACAUUCAGCCACUCUUUUUAGAGACCAAUAUUUUCAGCAUGCCAUUUUAGUGUUGUUCAGAUAAACGUGGUCUAGGCUGACAGCAUGCUUGCAUGUUUGUAUGUGCGCGUGGGUAUGUGUGCGAGAAAGAGAGAUAGACUAUGUGUAUUUGAAUACUCUAGCAUUUUUCAAAUGAAUCGUCAGCGAUGUGUCUGUAGCACAAUGUUGAUCACCACAAACAGUAAUUUCCCUGUGUCUUAGGUAAUAACAGAAAACUUGAUUAAAAACCCAAAAGAAGUCAAAGAGCAGGCGCUGAAGCUCCAGGAUCUCCUGAAGCGCCUGCUCUUUGACUUCUUUUGGGUUUUUAAUCAAGUUUUCUGUUAUUUCUGUUGUCUUUUAUUGUAAAUUUGUGUUGAGUCAACAGGUUUUCUCCGAUGCCACUAUCCCAUAUUUAUAAGUACAUAUGUGCCAAUGGCAGUGCGUAAAAACUUUGUACAUCUACCUACAUCAGCAUUACAGAGAAAUAUAACAUUUCGCUGUUGUCCGAACAAAACCGUGUAUCUCUUUUUUUGUUGUUUUUCGGUUUUUGACAUAAUCUGAAAAUGCCUGUUGCCCUUUACAUUGUGUGUAAAUUUCAUGAUGAAUAAACCAAAAAAUAUGGCCCAAAUUUAUUUGCAAAAAAUUCUGGUUCCAUUGACUUGCAUUAAAAGUAAAGCAGUAUUUUUCUUCUCCUGUAAAGCUAUCAUUUUGGAGAUACAAGGUUUUGUUCCUACCAAAGCGAUUUAGUUCUGUAUGUAUACAAAUGCUAUAAAAUGAGUAAAAUGCAGACAUUUCAGCACUGUAGCCGGACAUCACCUAACUGUUCUGUUCUGGAGAACAAUAAACAAGUGGUGUCAAAGUUAAUGCGAUAUAUUAUAAACACCUUUUUUAACACAGUGCGCUAACACGUUUUGCUAGUUUAACGCUUUCAAGCAGUCCUUUGUUUCAGCCUGAUGUCCAGCUGCUUGUGUGCUGUUGCUUUGACUCCAUGGCUGUAGCCCUCUUGUAGACAGCUUUUGAAGUGAAAGUUCCUUUGAUGGCUCUCUUGAUAUAAAAUGGACUUCCAAAAAUAACUUAUUUACAGUUACGGUAAUGCUGCAAAUUUGUCACUGAAGUUUCUUGAGGCCAAAGUAUCACUUAGAAGAACACAAUGCUAAUGCUGUUUAAUAUUAGUAACAUUAGAGCACCAGAAGACGCUUUCAGCAGACGACACUAGACAGAGCUCACGAGAGAACUAUGGAAAAGUCACCAACCUGCAAACUGAGAACAGCAGUUCCCCUUAAAGCAAGACAUCACGUAGCGGUAUGAGAGUGAGGACCUACAGUUGCGGAGGAAUUGGAACCGUUCACUGUAUAUAUAUUUACAUUCAUUGGUUGGAUCAUGCAGCCGCUGUUGCUCUCACUGGACGUUUGUGAUGAAAAUUAGAAACUACGCUCACCCUAAUUUCAUGGUCUCCCUGCAUUCAUGUAAUUUUUCACUCAGGUUUACGAAUUAUUGAAGCUAAUAAACACAUUCUGAUGAAGCUUAAUUUGUCCGCUCAUAUAGCAAUAACAAAAUGCACUGCUUUUAAAUGGAAUCUUUAUUAAGGUCAAAGUUGGGCAAAUAAGACCUUUAAAUUCAAUGGGCUGCGAUUAACUACACAAAAAUUAGAUUAAUAGUCAUUAUUAUUUUAAUUUUUUAAAGUAUUCCAAAAUCUUGCAUCCCUAGUUUUCUGCACUGGGAAGUACAGGGAAACAAGGUUAUUGUCCAUGGUUAACUGACCAUAUGCUACAGAGAUCAGGUUGAAAAAUGCUACAGUAUUUUUUUUUUUUAAUCCAAUGUGCUGUCAGCCUUUGCACUGUAAUUCCUGCGCUGACUGUAUUCGUGCUCCCUGCUCUUUUGUACGUGUGUGAGAACGUGAGAGCGUGUUUAUGUAAGAAUAUGCGCUUGGCGUGCUUUAGAAAUACAUGUUGACAGCAAAAGAGGUUUUUUUCACAAAAUGCUUGUCAUAUUUUUUAAUGUGCUGAGAUCAUCGUUUUCUCGGUCUACCACGAAUCUUUGCUUGUGCAUCGAUGCCGAAGACCCAAAUUUUAUGUUCUUAUUUUUUAUUACCUUGUUAUUCAAAACAUGAAGGACUCGUAAGUCAGAACAAACUGGAAAUAAACUGAUUUUGGAAAGAAACAGUCA
Molecule: messenger RNA, 7096 nt
Organism: Colossoma macropomum (tambaqui)
Lineage: Eukaryota; Metazoa; Chordata; Actinopteri; Characiformes; Serrasalmidae
Product: solute carrier family 12 member 6-like
Exons: 25
Coding region: 759-4250 (1163 amino acids)
Biological process (GO): potassium ion homeostasis; chemical synaptic transmission; chloride transmembrane transport
Cellular component (GO): membrane
Molecular function (GO): potassium:chloride symporter activity
Source: RefSeq, a predicted model, not a curated record